AUGUCUUUUGAAGCCGAGUCUUCGUUGGCAUUGAACGAUAUUCCUUUGAAUAUCCAAAGGAAUAAUAACUCUCACUAUGUCAAUAAUAAACAUGUGAUCUCAAAGGUUCAAGUAGGUAAAGUUAUCAGCGAGAAAAUAGGGUCUAAGAAAGUUGAAGAAAAUAAAUCUAGACAAGUCGAUGAGAGAGAUGGUGGUGGUAGUUGUAAUGCCAGCACCAAUGCAAAUGUCAAUGCUAAUGCCAAUACCAAUGCCAAUAUUGCAAUUGCCAUUGAAAAGUCGUACUUGGAUCAAAACCAAGAACAGGGGCAAAACCAAGCUAAAAAUCAAGAUCAGCAACAAGACCAUGAUCAAGACCAUGACCAGAAACUGGGACAGAACGAAAACGAAAACGAAAACGAGGCUCAAACUGGUUCUGAUUCUGGUGCAUCUGCGGAUGCAGAAUCCCAAGUACAUGUGCAAUCUCAAUCUCAAGCUCAACACCAAAAACACACUCAAAACCAACAUAACUCAGCUGUAGAUUCUAGAGGUUCUUCGAGCACAGAUACAACCUCUGAUGGUAGUGAUUUGGUAAACCUUUCAAACUCCAAACAUGCCACACAACAAUCAAAUACGAUGAAGUCCGAGAAACAAACAGCUCUUUUCAUCGGAGACUUGCCUGGAAAUGUAACUGAGGACAUGUUGGGAAACAUCUUCAACAAGUUCAAAUCUUUCACGUCCGUAAAGAUUUGUGUUGAUUCUAACACUAAAAAGUCGUUGGGAUAUGGGUACCUUAACUUUGGAGACCAAGAUGAUGCUGAAAAGGCCGUUGAUGAAUACAAUUACAUGCCUAUUUUUGGAAGAGAAAUUAGAAUGAUGCCCUCUUUGAGAAAUACUUAUUUCAGGAAAAACAUUGGUACCAAUGUAUUCUUUUCGAAUUUGCCAUUGGACAACAAUAGGUUCACCACAAGGGUAUUUUAUGACGAGUUUAAGAAGUUUGGAAAGAUCUUAUCCUGCAAAUUGGACAGAAGAAAGAAUAUUGGCUUUAUAUAUUUCGAAAACGAUGCAGCUGCUAAGGAGGCCAUUAGGCAAUACAAUGGGAAACAACUCUUUGACACUAACAUAAUGUGUGGAGUUCAUUUUGAUAGAAACGUCAGGAAGUCCCCUGAGUUUGAGCAAAAGAUUGGUAGAAUUAAUAACUUAACCGUCGUUAAGGAGAAAUUGGAGAUUGAGGAUGAGAAUGGAUCAGUCAUUAUAGUUGACGCUUGUGACAGUGCCACCAUUAAAGAAAAGAAGAGUGGAAAUGGUGCAGGAUCUCCUUCUUCCUCAACUUUGGAAACAGCAGGUGUAGCUGUAGGUACUACUACUACUACUAAUAAUAAUUCAUCUGUUACCGAGGAUGGCGUAACUGCAGUCGGUAGCCCCGUUGAAUCAGAGGCUAGCGGGUCUAAACUACCCCAUCCAAAUGCAGUUUUCGUUAAAAAUUUGCCCAUAAAUCCAAACCAUGACAGUUUAUUAAACUUCUUUAGCAAAGUGGGUCCAGUCAAAUCAGUUUAUACCUCUGAUGUCUCUAAAUUUGAGUCAUCGUGGGCUUUCAUCACUUACAAGAGAAUCCAGGAUACCAAGGUUGCUAUUGAAAAAUUGAAUGGUAGUAAGUAUAUGAAGAGAACCAUUGAAGUAAAGAAAGCCGAAAGACACCACCUCGAAGAGAGUCAGUGCCACAAUAAUAUCAAACCAAACAACUAUAAGAAGACAGUUUACUUGACUAACCUUAGCGUUAUUUGUAACGAGGAGUUCUUAAAGUUCUUCUGUACCCAAGAAAGAAUUAAGACAGAACGAAUUGUUAUCAGGUAUUAUGACGACAAGACGGAUACAUAUUCGGGGUAUGUUAAGUGUAAUUCUCGCAAUGAUGCUCAGAGAUUGUUUGACUUGAUGGAAAAUAAACUAUUGGGUGACUCAGAAGUGAAGGCAUCCUGGCAACAACCUAAGGAUCUCAAGUUAUUGGAAAAUGACGCUUUAUACCAGGAUGGUCGCAAGGAAAAGAGGUCCCGUAAUUCCAGAAAUUCGUAUGUUUACAGAGCCCCAGCUCCAAAUUAUAGACCUCCUAGACACAACGGUAAUAUGAUUAAUAACAAUAUCAAUUAUAAUUAUAGUCAUGGUCAUGGUCAUGGUCAAAAUCACAAUGGUAAUGGGAAUAUUAGAAACAACAACCAUCAAAUGAAACCAACAGCCAACAUGUCUAAUAAUAACAGUAAUAAUAAUACAAAUCAACACUUUUUCCAAUCCCCUCAACCAUACUAUCACCAUCCAAUGCAUGCUCAGCAACUGCAACUGCAUCAGCCCCAAAAUCAGAACCAGCAGCAGCAGCAGCAGCAACAACAACAACAACAACUGCAACAACAACCAGUACCAAUGCCAGUACCAUAUACCAACGCCAUGGGCCAGCCAAUGGGCCAACCAAUGAUUGGAAGACCCCCAGUAGUUAUUAGCAACAUGAAUGGUCCUAAAAGCAUGACACGUGAAGAACAGGCAAGGAAAUCUUACAGUUACGAAGCUAAGAAACAAUUGAUGAACAUGUUAAAGAAGGAAACCAAACGGUGUAUUGAUUUCUUACAGCAUCCAGUUGCUACUAGAGACGAGAAUAUUUCAACGAUUGCAUCUUAUAUUAUCGAUGUGUACUAUAAGCCAAACUACGACACUUUGGCUCAACUAUUGUUGCUAAAAACUGGUAAUAAUUAUUACGAAAGGGUUUUCCAAAGCCAAGUAGAGCUUGCCAUUGAAAAAUUAGGCCUACAAGAGAGGUGA
Molecule: messenger RNA, 2781 nt
Organism: Kluyveromyces marxianus DMKU3-1042
Lineage: Eukaryota; Fungi; Ascomycota; Saccharomycetes; Saccharomycetales; Saccharomycetaceae
Gene: MIP6
Product: RNA recognition motif domain-containing protein
Exons: 1
Coding region: 1-2781 (926 amino acids)
Cellular component (GO): ribonucleoprotein complex
Molecular function (GO): RNA binding
Source: RefSeq, a predicted model, not a curated record